Molecule: messenger RNA, 3187 nt
Organism: Chlorocebus sabaeus (green monkey)
Lineage: Eukaryota; Metazoa; Chordata; Mammalia; Primates; Cercopithecidae
Gene: PLD4
Product: phospholipase D family member 4
Biological process (GO): hematopoietic progenitor cell differentiation; phagocytosis
Cellular component (GO): phagocytic vesicle; nucleus; endoplasmic reticulum
Molecular function (GO): catalytic activity
Source: RefSeq, a predicted model, not a curated record
GACACGGUAGGCACCCUGAGGUCCCCUCUGCGUGGUGGGGGGAGCAACCCCCGGAGUUCAGCUCUGGGGUGGGGGCGGCACCCGACCCACCUCUGCAGGACCCCCCAGUGUGCGAGGAGUUGGGCCAGAGUGACUUGGCCUGAGUCCCCGUCCCCACACUUGGUUUAUGCUCCGACUCCCAAUCUCCUAUAACACUUGGUCUCCAGGGCAGACACAGCCCAGGCCUGACUCCUAUGGCGUUCCCACCCCCUGCUGAGGCAGGCCAGGUUCUCAAAGGCCUCAUCCCUGACCCGUGGGAGGAUAGCCCUGACGAACCCCAGUGGCCUGGAGGCCGAGCUGGCUGCUCCCAGGUGGACAGCCAACCCACAGAGCCCCUGGGUCCCAGUGCCCAGCCUGGCUGCAGACACAGGCACUCAGCACUGCCCAGGCCCAGGCCCCAAACCUUGGAUACCUCCCCAUCCCGGCCAGCGGCCAGCCAGCUCCUGCCCUGGUGGAUACCUCAGUCAGAGGCUGGCCAGUCAGGUGUCCAUGAUGGGCACAGAUCCCUCCCUGCACCCAGGGAGGGCGCCUCUGUAUUUGUGAGGCACCCUUCCCCAUCGUGGCACCUGGGGCAGCCUGACUGCUUGCUUUGAAGGUGGGAUUGGGGGUGGGAGCCCACAUGCCACGGGGCUUGGAUGGCCUGGCUCCCAGGUCCUUAUGGGGUGACCGCUCUUAGGAGACAAGGCGAGUCCCUGUAGCAGAGGACAACCGCCUCCCCCAGCAGUGCAGGGGUCUCACUCUGUCGCCAUCUCUGCCCUCUCCACGCUUAGCCUCUCCAGCCAGGGUGCUGCCCCAUUGACCCCUCUGACCUGUGGCUCUCAGGAGGGGCUGCCGUGGGGCCAAGACAGGAGCCCAGCCCAGGAGGGAAGCAGUUAUUUAUAGGCCAGCAAUAAGAGGACCAAGCGACAAAAGCAGAAAUGGGGCUUUCAGACACAGUUUCAGUCGUGGUUGAAACAGGGAACUGAGACACAAAUACCUAGAUACUCACUGAGCAUCACUGAGUGGGAGACACAGAAAGCCGGGGCAUGUGGCCAGGCACAGACGCCCACCCCGGCCCGCACGCUUGGCCCAGCCUCAGCCCUGGGGACCGCCUUAGUAGCAGUCCCUCCGGCUUGGCCAGGGGGACAGGGCAGGUGACAUGUGGCCGGCUGCGGGCUCCAACACCCACACAGCUUGUCCUUGUGGAAAGCAUACCCCCAACAUCCAAGGUGUGACCUCAGGCACGAGUGGGAUGCUUUUGGGGGCUUAUGUGGGUGUCUGUGCAGGGGUGUCUCCAGUGCCUAGCUGCCCAGGCACUGAGGGGCAGUUCUGGGUGGGGCUGGAGCUGCUGGUGAUGCCAGGCUGCCCUGUGCAGAUGCUGAAGUCUCUUCGGAGAACGGCAGUGACCCCCAUGUGGCCGUGCUCCAUGCCGCCCCGCCGCCUGUGGGACAGAGAGGCUGGCACGUUGCAGGUCCUGGGAGCGCUGGCUAUGCUGUGGCUGGGCUCCAUGGCUCUUACCUACCUCCUGUGGCAAGUGCGCCGUCCUCCCACCUGGGGCCAGGUGCAGCCCAAGGACGUGCCCAGGUCCUGGGGGCAUGGUUCCAGCCCAGCUCUGGAGCCCCUGGAAGCGGAGGUCAGGAAGCAGAGGGACUCCUGCCAGCUUGUCCUUGUGGAAAGCAUCCCCCAGGACCUGCCAUUUGCAGCCGGCAGCCUCUCCGCCCAGCCUCUGGGCCAGGCCUGGCUGCAGCUGCUGGACACUGCCCAGGAGAGCGUCCACGUGGCUUCAUACUACUGGUCCCUCACAGGGCCCGACAUUGGGGUCAACGACUCAUCUUCCCAGCUGGGAGAGGCCCUUCUGCAGAAGCUGCAGCAGCUGCUGGGCAGGAACAUUUCCUUGGCUGUGGCCACCAGCAGUCCAACACUGGCCAGGAAGUCCACCGACCUGCAGGUCCUGGCUGCCCGAGGUGCCCAGGUACGACGGGUGCCCAUGGGGCGGCUCACCAGGGGCGUUUUGCACUCCAAAUUCUGGGUUGUGGAUGGACGGCACAUAUACAUGGGCAGUGCCAACAUGGACUGGCGGUCCCUGACGCAGGUGAAGGAGCUUGGCGCUGUCAUCUAUAACUGCAGCCACCUGGCCCAAGACCUGGAGAAGACCUUCCAGACCUACUGGGUGCUGGGGGUGCCCAAGGCUGUCCUCCCCAAAACCUGGCCUCAGAACUUCUCAUCUCACAUCAACCGUUUCCAGCCCUUUCAGGGCCUCUUUGAUGGGGUGCCCACCACUGCCUACUUCUCAGCAUCGCCACCCGCACUCUGUCCCCAGGGCCGCACCCCUGACCUGGAGGCGCUGUUGGCGGUGAUGGGGAGCGCCCAGGAGUUCAUCUACGCCUCCGUGAUGGAGUAUUUCCCUACCACGCGCUUCAGCCACCCCCGCAGGUACUGGCCGGUGCUGGACAACGCGCUGCGGGCGGCCGCCUUCAGCAAGGGUGUGCGCGUGCGCCUGCUGGUCAGCUGCGGACUCAACACGGACCCCACCAUGUUCCCCUACCUGCGGUCCCUGCAGGCGCUCAGCAACCCCGCGGCCAACGUCUCUGUGGACGUGAAAGUCUUCAUCGUGCCGGUGGGGAAUCAUUCCAACAUCCCGUUCAGCAGGGUGAACCACAGCAAGUUCAUGGUCACGGAGAAGGCAGCCUACAUAGGCACCUCCAACUGGUCGGAGGAUUACUUCAGCAGCACGGCGGGGGUGGGCCUGGUGGUCACCCAGAGCCCCGGCGCGCAGCCCGCGGGGGCCACGGUACAGGAGCAGCUGCGGCAGCUCUUUGAGCGGGACUGGAGUUCGCGCUACGCCGUCGGCCUGGACGGACAGGCUCCGGGCCAGGACUGCGUUUGGCAGGGCUGAGGGGGGCCCUUUUUUCUCUCGGCGACCCCGCCCCGCCCCCGCCCUCCCCUCUGACCCGGCCUGGGCUUCAGCAGCUUCCUCCUGUAAGCAGCCCGGGUCGGCACUGAGCCAGGAGCCGCCUGCGACCGCCCGGGCGCCGCGCACCGCCCGCCAGCUCUCUGAUUUCCGAGUCCAGCCCCCCUAAGCCCCGCCUCCUCCAGGGAGCCCUCCAGGAGGCCCCUACCCUGACUCCUGGCCCACAGGCCAGGCCUAAAAAACACUCGUGGCUUCCCA